CUUCGUAAUCUAAAUAUUACGAUUGCGAUAACGAUUUUUUGCGUGCGGUUUGUCGGUCGCCGCGUUUUGGUUAAUUGAAUUUGCUGCGCCUACACUAUCGAGCGAGAAUUGUGGUAAUACGGACACGCCGCUAAACGGAAUCUCGUAGUGUCGCCGCGUAGUGCCAAGUGUUGUUUACUACUUUGACAGUUGGCUAGUGGCAUCGUGGCAUCGUGGCGUCCAGUUUUCAGUGUGUAACCGGGAGGCGCAGUGAAGCGGUUCGCAGAGGUUUCGUCGGCCUCUCGCUCUUGGACGUGUCGCGAGCACUAGUGAUAAGCGCAAAUACAGUGACAAAUCAACACAUACCGCCAGCCGAUCCUUGAAGUAGCCUAGCCUAGGCAGCACACACGUAUAUUAAACGCGAAAUUCUGCCACAUGCAUGCCUUCUUUCUGCGCGUCAAGGCCCACCUCAGUCUGCAUGGACCGUCGGCGACAUCGGCAUCGAAUACACCGCGCUCCACCCCACCCUCCACGCCUGAGCCAACGUACACGCCGUCGCCCAUGGAGCUGCAACGUUCGAAAUCGCUCAAGUCCAUACGCGUGCGCAAAGUGUCCAAAGGAUCGCUGAAGUCGCUGCGCCGCGGCACCAUUUGCGUCACGGUCAGCUCGCACGCCUCCUCGGUAUUUUACAGUGACGAGGGUGACUACAUUAAACAUCCCGUCCUUUACGAGCUCAGCCAUAAAUAUGGCUUCACCGAUAAUCUUCCCGAGAGUGCACUGCCUAACCGCCUCGAGGAAAUCAAAGAGGCGAUACGGCGUGAAAUUCGCAAAGAGCUGAAAAUUAAAGAGGGUGCCGAGAAAUUGCGCGAGGUAGCCAAAGAUCGACGCUCCUUGAACGACGUGGCUUCAAUUGUGAAGAAAAGCAAUAGCAAAUUAGCCGAGUUGAAAUCGGAGUUGCAAGAAUUGGAGAGUCACAUUCUCCUAACGCAAGGCAACUCCGUGAGCAAUGGCAGAGAUGGCUACUCCUCGAAUUUAUCCACGCCAACGUCUACGUUGGGCGGUAGCGUCAGCAGCUUGGGCGGUGGCAAUGGCGGUCUUAUUGGUGGCGGACACGAACAGCUUUCGACGAACGACAAAAUGCUCAUCUCACUGGAGAAGCAACUGAAUAUCGAAAUGAAAGUGAAGAAUGGCGCUGAGAAUAUGAUACAGUCAUUGGCGAGUGGCCAUCAUGGGCGUGACAAAAAACUCUUGGCUGAAGCGCAACAAAUGUUGGCCGAUUCGAAGGCGAAAAUUGAGUUCUUGCGGUUACGCAUCCUCAAAGUAAAGCAGAACAAGGAACACGCUCACAAAUUGUCCGCGCAGGCAGCCAUAGCGGCCAGCGGCGACGGCGAGAAUGGUGGGCAGCCGCAACGGCUGGAGACAACGCUCGAGGAGCGCAUCGAGGAGUUGCGGCAUCGCUUACGCAUCGAGGCGGCCGUCGUGGAUGGAGCAAAGAAUGUGAUACGUACCCUACAGAAUAACAAAGUGCCCGAUAAGAAGGCGUUGCAAGAGGCAAAUAUAAGCCUUAGUGAGUCUUCACGCAAGCUGGAUCUCCUAAGGCACUCGCUUGACUUGCGACGUCUGGAAUUGCCCGUGGAUUCACCGGCCGCACACCAACUAAAAUCGGAGCUGCAGUCGGUACAGCAGGCAUCGUCGCCAAUUCCAGUCACCUACACGUCUCUGCAACCCUUUCACGGCGGUCUGUUGGGCGGAAAACCAUACCAACAGGUCUCCUCACUCGGCCGUUGCGCCAGCGUAUCCGGUAAACUGGAAGUGCGUCUGAUGGGGUGCCAAGAUUUACUCGAAGACGUACCUGGACGUUCGCGACGCGAUAAAGAUAACAAUUCCAGUCCGGGUGAUUUGCGCAGCUUUGUUAAGGGUGUAACGUCCCGCAGCAGUUCGAAAAGUUAUUCAGUCAAGGAUGAGACAUCGUCUGAAAUAAUGGCAGUCAUAAAGCUAGAUAAUAUAACAGUGGCGCAGACAUCUUGGAAGCCUUGCUCGCAACAGGCUUGGGAUCAGCGCUUCUCCAUCGAUCUAGACCGUUCCCGUGAACUGGAAAUUGGCGUUUACUGGCACGACUGGCGAUCCUUGUGCGCUGUGAAAUUCUUGCGUUUAGAAGAGUUCAUCGACGAUGUGCGACAUGGUAUGGCAUUGCAAUUGGAGCCGCAAGGUCUGCUCUUUGCCGAAAUUAAAUUCCUCAAUCCGAUGAUAUCGCAAAAACCGAAGUUGCGUCGCCAGCGUAUGAUAUUCAAUAAACAACAAGUGAAGAAUAUACCACGUGCAAAGCAAAUGAACAUCAAUGUGGCCACAUGGGGUCGUUUGCUGAAACGUAAUACACCCUCCAGCUCGCACCUCGCCACCGAAGGCACAACACGCGGUAAUUCACGCGACAGCGAAUCGCCCAUUUCACGUUCACCAUCGUCCGGCACCAUCGAUGCCGAACCCGAACCGUAUUCACCCGGCCAGCAGGCACGUAAUUUAGAAUAUGAUCCUGAUGCGGGUCUGCACGAUCACGUCGAAACACCUGGUGAAUGCCCUGACCCCGAAGUGAGUGGUCUGAGUGGCAUGCGACCACUUUCGAUGCAGGGCAUUGCAGUGCUGCCACCGGAAGUGCCUUCACAAACUACACAAUCUUCUACACCACAACAACAACAGCAGCAGCAGCAACAUCAUUUGUCUACGAAAAACAAUAACUUGCAUUUGCAGAUCGCCGGGAAGCAUGGCUCAAUGACGACUGCUGAAGUUGUCGGCGGCAUGCCACUGGGCUCGAGACCCACUUCGAAAUUGCCAACACCCACGCAGACGCAGCCGCCACCCAUUCCGACCACGGCGCCACCUAAACUCGAUCCAGAGUUACAGAGCGCAUUGCGUGAAUUCGAUUUUCUCAAUCAAAUGGACUCGCAGCCCAAUACAUUGCAACGGCCGGUGCAUCAAUACAAUCGACAACAGCAACAGCAACAACAGCAUGCGCAACAGCAACCACCAACACUGCAACCGAAGCCCCAACAGCAGCCCAUGCAGCAGCAGUACAUUGCCUCGGCCGCCCAGCAAACACUCCAGCCAUAUCACACACCACUGCCCACACACCAGCCAAUGCCGUUGCACCAGUACCAGCCACCGGCCGCUGGUGGUCAGGGUCGUCAACAGGGUUCAAUGCCAACAACUCCCGAAGCCAACAGCCAAUCGGUGGUGGCGCCGCAUUUCGGUAAUGCAGCAAUGGCGAAUAAUAAUAGUAAAUACAAUGUGCCGCAUGUGGCACGCCAAACUAGUCAAAGUAGUUUCAGAAACCAGCAGCAGCAGCAGCAGCAGCAAAACUACAAUAAUAAUAAUAGCAAUGCAAAUGCGUCGGUCGGUGGCAUGGCCAAUAUGUACCAUCGUCCAGUAUUGGCCAUGCCGCCGGUGAUAUUGAUGGGCGGCGAGUUGGGGGCCGGCAAUAUGACCAGCCCGAUAAUUGAGAUGCCACCGUCACCAGCGCCGAGCGCAUUGCCGAUUGUGGAGUAUCCCGAUGACGAUGAGUAUGCGGCGCUCGAUGUUGCGCCGACGAGUUACAGCAUCGAUGCCGGUGAUCGUUUCUGUGUCGAGGCGCAUAUCAAUGUUGUACACAUAACAAUUGAACCUUUAACAACAACAUCAACUACAACAACAACAUCAACUACAACAACAACAACAAUAUAUCCAACAACAACAACAACCAUAACAACAACAAAAAGCAUACACAUUGCCGAUAGUAAACAGAAUGAGAUUAACACUUCGCCAACAACAACUACAUCGGCGACACUGACUGAUAAUGAAAUCGAAACCGAAAUCGAACUUGAAACGAAGAGUCUAAGCGAUUGCUUGGAAUCGAAUAAUAGUUCACCUCGAACUGAAUCAGUUACAGUGACGGAAGUGUACGACUACACAAUUGAGAGUGAGAAAUUAGGAACGAAAUGUGCUAAUGAAAAAUCAGUACAGAUUAUACCACAAUUUGGCAAUUUAUCAGUCAACAGCAACAGCAACAAUAAUCAACAACAAAAGCAAUAUGUGCCCGACUCACCGAUUGUACAGGAGCCGCCAACACCCACCGUCUACGGACAGGCUGCGGUGCAGACGCCGCAUUUCCCACAGGCAGCACAGCGUCAAGGCUACGCAUCGCCACCUGCAUCUGCUGCCUACCAGCAGCAACCCAUCUACCAGAAUCAGUACGAGCUCAAUGCGGCUGCCAUGCCGCCGCCGUCAGCCGUGGGCACAGGCGGACGUCGUAAUGUGGCACGCGGUUUACAGUAUCGUGACUCUGCUUACGAGUCACGCCGCCAAUCGCAAGCCAUCGGUGGCGGCAGUGUGCCGCCAGGCAUGCUGUCCAUUGACAAGUUCCGGUUGCUGAGCGUGCUGGGUCGCGGACACUUUGGCAAGGUCAUAUUGUCGCAGUUGCGCAGCACCAACCAAUAUUAUGCCAUCAAGGCGCUGAAGAAGGGCGAUAUUAUAGCACGCGACGAGGUUGAAUCGCUGCUGAGUGAGAAGCGCAUCUUCGAGGUAGCCAAUGCGAUGCGUCAUCCAUUUCUGGUCAAUUUGUACGCGUGUUUCCAGACCGAACAACACGUUUGCUUUGUUAUGGAGUAUGCGGCCGGUGGUGACCUCAUGAUGCACAUUCACACCGAUGUGUUUUCGGAGCCGCGUGCCGUCUUCUACGCCGCCUGUGUGGUGCUCGGCUUACAGUAUUUGCAUGAAAACAAAAUCAUAUAUCGUGAUUUGAAACUGGAUAAUCUCCUUUUGGACACAGAUGGUUAUGUGAAAAUUGCUGAUUUCGGUUUGUGCAAGGAGGGCAUGGGUUUCGGCGACCGGACGGGCACUUUCUGUGGCACACCAGAAUUUUUGGCGCCAGAAGUGCUCACAGAGACGUCAUACACACGCGCCGUCGACUGGUGGGGUUUGGGCGUACUGAUAUUCGAAAUGCUUGUCGGCGAGUCUCCAUUCCCUGGCGAUGAUGAGGAGGAAGUUUUCGAUUCGAUCGUUAACGAUGAAGUGCGCUACCCGCGAUUCUUGUCACUGGAGGCGAUAGCCAUUAUGCGUCGGUUAUUGCGCAAGAAUCCAGAACGGCGAUUGGGUUCUUCAGAACGCGAUGCGGAGGAUGUGAAGAAGCAAGCGUUCUUCCGUUCAAUCAGUUGGGAUGAUUUAUUGCUACGUAAGGUGAAGCCGCCUUUUGUGCCGACCAUUAACCAUCUUGAGGACGUAUCGAACUUCGAUGAGGAAUUCACCUCGGAAAAACCGCAGCUGACGCCUCCAAAGGAGCCAAGGCAUUUGACUGACGAAGAGCAACUAUUCUUCCACGAUUUUACCUACACCGCCGACUGGUGUUGAUAACUCGCAAAAGCGCAGCUCAAUUGUUUUUAAGAUAUAGAGGAAAGCAGCUCGUAUACGCCAACUUGGGAAGCCGGAACAGUGCGAAUGAAUUUUCCGCUUUGGUACUGCGAAUGUUGGCCGUUUGGACACUUAUUAUACCGUUUGAAAUAUUCGAUUUUGUGAAAUGCUUCGCUCUAACUUGUUCAAAUGUUUGGUGUGACCAUCGCUGUUUAUUGUGUAUUAGUUUAAGUAAACAGUAAUUUGAAUAGAACACAUAGCUCGGCUAGAUAUACAAAACAAUAUGCAUUAUUACAUAAUAAAAGAAGCAUGUUAUUUAA
Molecule: messenger RNA, 5675 nt
Organism: Bactrocera tryoni
Lineage: Eukaryota; Metazoa; Arthropoda; Insecta; Diptera; Tephritidae
Gene: Pkn
Product: serine/threonine-protein kinase N
Exons: 13
Coding region: 415-5355 (1646 amino acids)
Biological process (GO): intracellular signal transduction; peptidyl-serine phosphorylation
Molecular function (GO): small GTPase binding; ATP binding; protein serine/threonine kinase activity
Source: RefSeq, a predicted model, not a curated record